CUCCCUGGACGCCUUGUACCGGCGGCUAGAUUGCGCAUGCGUGUCUGUGGCGUUAACAGCGGACCCGGCUGGCAGUUCCUUCCUCGGAAGGAGAGAUUCUUCUGCCAUGGAGUCCUACGAUGUGAUCGCCAACCAGCCUGUCGUGAUCGACAACGGAUCCGGUGUGAUUAAAGCUGGUUUUGCUGGUGAUCAGAUUCCCAAAUACUGCUUUCCAAACUAUGUGGGCAGACCCAAACACGUUCGCGUCAUGGCCGGAGCCCUUGAAGGUGACAUCUUCAUUGGCCCCAAGGCCGAGGAACACCGAGGGCUGCUCUCCAUCCGCUACCCCAUGGAGCAUGGCAUCGUCAAGGAUUGGAACGACAUGGAGCGCAUCUGGCAGUAUGUCUAUUCCAAGGACCAGCUGCAGACUUUCUCAGAGGAGCAUCCUGUGCUCCUGACAGAGGCGCCUUUAAACCCGCGGAAAAACCGCGAACGAGCGGCUGAAGUUUUCUUUGAGACCUUCAAUGUACCAGCCCUUUUCAUCUCCAUGCAAGCCGUGCUCAGCCUUUAUGCCACAGGUAGGACCACAGGCGUGGUGCUGGAUUCUGGGGAUGGUGUCACGCAUGCCGUGCCCAUUUAUGAGGGCUUUGCCAUGCCCCAUUCAAUCAUGCGCAUUGACAUUGCUGGCCGAGACGUCUCUCGCUUUCUUCGCCUCUACCUGCGAAAGGAGGGCUAUGAUUUCCACUCAUCGUCCGAGUUUGAGAUUGUCAAGGCCAUAAAAGAAAGAGCCUGCUACCUGUCCAUAAACCCACAGAAGGAUGAGACUCUAGAGACGGAGAAGGCGCAGUACUACCUGCCCGACGGCAGCACCAUUGAGAUUGGUCCUUCCCGAUUCCGGGCACCUGAGCUGCUAUUCAGGCCAGACCUGAUCGGAGAGGAGAGUGAGGGCAUCCACGAGGUGCUGGUGUUUGCCAUCCAGAAGUCGGACAUGGACCUGCGGCGCACGCUUUUCUCAAACAUUGUCCUCUCGGGAGGCUCCACCCUGUUCAAAGGUUUCGGCGACAGGCUACUGAGUGAAGUGAAGAAACUAGCUCCGAAAGAUGUGAAGAUCAGGAUAUCCGCACCUCAGGAGAGGCUGUAUUCCACAUGGAUUGGGGGCUCCAUCCUCGCCUCCCUGGACACCUUUAAGAAGAUGUGGGUCUCCAAGAAGGAAUAUGAGGAAGACGGUGCCCGAUCUAUCCACAGGAAAACCUUCUAAUGUUGGGACAUCGUCUUCACCUCUCUGAAGUUAACUCCACUUUAAAACUCGCUUUCUUGAGUCGGAGUGUUUGCGAGGAACUGCCUGUGUGUGUGAGUGCGUGUGUGGGUACGAAUGUGUGCGCAUAUGCGAGAGCCGUGUGGCCCAGGGAUCCCAGGGCCCAGAAAGGAGGAUGAACUACCCAUAAUGGCAACGGCCUGAGGCCUGGGGUUGACCACUAACUGGCCUCUGACAGGGAAGAGUGCUGGCAGAGAGCUCCACUCCUUCAUCAGCUGGGCCUUUGUCUGGCUGUGUGGGACUAUCUAUGUUUACUACCAUAGGGAGACAGAGAGGGUAAAUCCCGGGAGACCUUGCUGCUGCCCAUCCUAGGCUGGGCUAGCUCCACCCCGCCCCACCCCCAGGGUGCCCUGAGGCCCAAGGCAGUCACUGCCUCCCUUGCUUGUCCUUCUGCUCUCAAUGCCAGUUGAUCAUGGACUGAGGACUGGGGCCGAGGUUGCGUUCUGUCUGGUUUUGUGGCAGUUUGGGUUUGUGAGGCUGGGAAAGCACUCCAGGAGCUAUGACUGAGACUCUGGGGUCAGGAGAAGGCAGGGGGCCCUCAACCUCACCUGGGGACCAGGACCAUACUGGGCAGUUGAAGAGGCAGGAGUAGUGCUAUACUUCUGAUUGGUGGCAGAGUGAAUGCUCCAACCCCCAGCUCCUGUCCAGGGGGUCUCGGGAGAGUUUCAGGAGCCUCUUGGCCCCAGGCCCUGUUACUUGCUUUCCAUCCAUCCUUGGGCAAUGCCAUCUUCAAACAGUUUUAUUUAUUGAUGUGUUUGUUCAGUAUGGGACUGGAGAGGGAGCCCAUCGCCUCCUGCCCACCAGUCACCCUGUUCACACUAAUGUUUACAGCACCUCAGUUUAGCAUAGCGUCCAAGGCCCUGCCACUCCCUGCUAAUGGUGAACUGACAGUAUCCACAGGCCUCAGGCCUAUUGAGGAUCAGAGGCUAUAUUCAAAGUCACUACCACCUGCCUCUUUUUCUUCCAUUUGCUCACUGCCCUGGAAUCAACAGGCUGGUUUCCAGUUGCAUUUUUUGAAACAGGAGGAAGAAUCACUCUUGGGCAGAGGCCUCUAGCAAAGGAGGGGUAUUGGGGAUCCAGCCCCCUUAGGACUGGGAAAGAGCCAUCAUUAACCAGGUUGCCUUUUCCCACUCUAGCUGCCCCGGGGGGCUAGGUUGUAGAGGUGACAAGGGCCCCCACUGAGCUGAUUUGUGCCAUUCUUAACUUUGGACUUGUCUGGUAAAGGGGGGAGGGGACCAGACCAGAGUGCCAGGAGCUGACAGGCUCAUCUCCCCUGAUCCAGUGGGGCCAGGUGCCUACCCUGGACUGGGCUGGCCUAGCAGUGUCCAAAGGCUCUUUAGCCCAGAUGGUGCAAAGCUGGGGCUAGCGAUUCUUCACCGGCACCCUCACUUGUGACACCAAGACCUGCCCCAAUCCCAGAUUCCAGGCAGCAUUCUCCCCCAUGCCGUCCAACGACCAAAGGCCCUGCCAGGUAUGGGCCACAGCAGCAGGUGUGUGUGAAAGCGAUGUGGCGACCCACGAACUGCAGUGUGCUUAACCAGCUCACCUCCCUUCUCCUAGCCCAAGUCUGUCCCUUGCACAAACCACAUUGCCUGGUGGGGCCCAGUGUACUUAAAUAAAGUUGUUCCAAUAGACGCAUCA
Messenger RNA from Ailuropoda melanoleuca (giant panda), 2935 nucleotides. RefSeq names its product actin related protein 1A (gene ACTR1A). Bases 107 to 1237 code for a protein of 376 amino acids. NCBI's taxonomy places the organism in Eukaryota, Metazoa, Chordata, Mammalia, Carnivora, Ursidae. The transcript has 11 exons. The record is from RefSeq and is a predicted model, not a curated record.